This is a messenger RNA of Gymnogyps californianus (California condor), 5313 nucleotides long. RefSeq lists its product as uncharacterized. Gene Ontology annotation, cellular component: cytosol. Lineage: Eukaryota; Metazoa; Chordata; Aves; Accipitriformes; Cathartidae. Gene Ontology annotation, biological process: glycerophospholipid catabolic process. Bases 1 to 5313 code for a protein of 1770 amino acids. The record is from RefSeq and is a predicted model, not a curated record. The transcript has 43 exons. Gene Ontology annotation, molecular function: calcium ion binding; calcium-dependent phospholipid binding.
AUGUCUCAGGAAGUGCUGCCCGUGGAGGUGCCAGAAACACUCUAUUACAUGAAUCCAGGGAAGGCCAUGAUGCCAUCAAAUGCAAAAGCACUACAGGAUGAAGACUCAGACAUCAAUUCUUUGGGAGAUGGUGAACCGCAAGAAGAAAAUGAAGAAAGUACUGUACCAGACAAAGGUGAUUUCAAGAUAGAAUCCUCUCCCUGCUACCUGCUGACCGUAAGGAUCAUCCGGAUGAGAAAUCUCCAGCGAGUGGACACCCUAAGCCAGGCUGAUUGCUAUGUGUCGUUGUGGCUGCCGACUGCGACACAUGAAAAGUCCCGCACUAAAACUGUGAGAAACUCCAACAAUCCAGUGUGGAACGAAACCUUCUACUUCAGGAUCCAGAGUCAGGUCAAGAACGUGCUGGAGCUGACAGUGUAUGAUGAGGAUUUUGCUACUCCAGAUGACCGUCUCCUCUGUGCACUCUUUGAUACCGCUAAACUUCCAAUUGAAAGAACAGUGCUCCUGUGCUUUAAGCCCAGCCCGAAGGCCAAGGAGGAGCUAGAGGUUGAAUUCAAAUUGGAGGCCGUUUCUGGUCCUCAUGAAGCCAUUGCUACCAAUGGAGUCCUGGUGUGUCGUGAACUUUGCUGCUUGGAAGUUGAAGUGGCAGAGAAGAUGCAGCAAAAAUCAAAGAAAGAGCUUUCCCUCACCGUGAAAGGCUCCUUUGAGGGGACACAGGAUAUCACGCUGGGCCCCGACGGAGUGGCCAGCCCAUCGGGUCCCACCAAGUUCCACUAUAUCAAGUACGCGGAGCCAACACUGGACGUGAUGUUGCCAAAGAAGAGGCGCUACCACCCUUGGACCUGUAAGUACAGUACAGAGACGGGCUCCCCAGUCGUGACGCUGAAUUCGCUGCCCAUGGGAAGGAGAAUGACCAUUGCAGAGGAGAAAAGAUUUGACUUGAAUGUGAGAGCACAAAGCUGUAAUUGUUCGUGCCACCAAGACCUGGACAUGCGCUUUGGGUUUGACUUAUGUUCAGAGGAGAUGGCUUUCCUGGGGAAAAGAAAGAGAUAUGUAGCAAGUGCCCUGAAAAAUGUUUUUCACCUACAACAGGAUCUGCAGGCUCAUGAAGUCCCCGUUGUGGCUAUCAUCACAACAGGUGGAGGACUGAAGUCAAUGACAGGACUAUACGGCAGCCUCAUGGGACUCAAGAAAUUAAACCUCCUGGACUGUGUAACAUACAUCAGUGGGUUGUCUGGCACCACGUGGACCAUGGCCAACUUAUACAGAGAUGCCUACUGGUCACAGAAGGACCUAGACUCGCAUAUUGGUGAAGCCCAGAAACAAGCAACCAAAUGCAAGAUGGGCUGUUUCUCUACGGAUCGCAUGAAGUACUACAACAAGCAGCUUUGUCAGCGGAAAGAAGAGGGAUACAGGACAUCAUUUAUAGAUCUUUGGGGGCUCAUGAUUGAGUACCUACUAAAUGAUGGGAAAGACGCCCACAAACUUUCGGAGCAGCAAGAAGCACUGUGUGAUGGCCAGAACCCACUACCCAUCUAUGUGUCGGUCAGUGUCCGGGACAGCUACAGCACCAAUGAUUUCAAAGAGUGGGUGGAGUUCACCCCCUACGAGGUGGGACUUCUGAAGUACGGCGCGUUCAUUCGCACAGAGCAUUUCGGAAGCAAGUUCUUCAUGGGACGCUUGUUAAAAAAGCUCCCCGAAUCCCGGAUCUGCUACCUUCAAGGUAUGUGGAGCAGUAUAUUUUCUGUGAACCUAUUACAAAUAUGGGGACUGUCCCACAGUUCAGAGGACUUCUGGAAGAGAUGGACACAAGACAGAAUAGAAGAAGUUGAUGAAGACCCGGUGUUGCCUACAAGACCCCACGAGCUGAGGACUCGCAUGUACACUCCUCCUGGCCCCCUGUCCAGCGCCCUUCGGGGAGCGUUGACGGACCGCUUCUCCGUCGCCCAGCACCACAAUUUCCUGAAGGGCUACCAGCUGCAUAACAACUACCUGGAGAAUGAACACUUCUGUCGAUGGAAAGACACUGUGUUAGACUCGCGUCCCAACCAGCUGAUGCAAAAUCCCGAUCACUUGGGCAUGAUAGACGCUGGAUUUUUCAUCAAUACCAGCAGUCCACCACUUUUAAGGCCACAGAGGGAAGUGGAUGUCAUCAUAUAUUUAAGUUAUACUACUGGAUCACAUACAUCGUCUCUAGAUAAGGUGUACAAAUACUACUCAGAGCAGAAAAUCCCAUUCCCCAAAAUUUCUUUGACUGAUGAAGAUAAGAAGAAUCUGAAGGAGUGCUACCUUUUCCAAGAUUCAGAUUUGCCAGGAUGUCCGAUCGUGAUUUUUCUUCCUCUUGUGAAUGAUACCUUCCGAGAGUACAGAGCACCUGGUGUCAAGCGCUGUUGCUCAGAGAUGGAGGGAGGACAAGUUGAUUUGACCAGCCGCUUUUCCCCCUACUGCAUGUUCUCGGUUAGGUAUACUGAUGAGAAUUACCACCGCCUCCUGAACCUCAGUGAAUACAACAUCCUGAACAACUCACAGAUGAUUAUGCAGGCCUUGCAGAUAGCAAUGCAAAGGAGAAGGCAAAACAUUGAGCUGGGAGCUGUGCCAGUUUCGAUGGCACAGGGGUCAGCUGGGUGCUCACAGGGGCAGGUACAGGUGUCCUGCCACAGCGGUGGCUUCGCAGGUGUGCCACAGGGCGGUGUGCAGUCGGCGCUGAGUUUUGCCUCUGGCUGGCAGGGUUCAUUGGCUGGGAGAUGUGAAAUUGCAUUGCCACAGAUAACACUGGACGUGUACGUGACAGCGACCACAAUGGAGCAAGAUGGCAUUUUGUCUCAGGAGCUGAUCACUCAAACUGAUCGGCUAGGAGAAGGAAUUAUGCCGCUGAAUCCUGAUGGGGAACAGUGGAUUCCUGUUACAAAGAUAGAAUCAUCUCUGUGUUACUUACUGACUAUAAGAGUCAUAAGAGCAAGAAAUAUCCAGCCUGCAGAUGUCUUAAGCCAGACUGAUUGCUAUGUGAGCCUAUGGCUGCCAACUGCUUCAACCAAAAAAUUUCAGACUAAAACCAUCAAGAACUGCAAAGAUCCAGUCUGGAAUGAAACCUUCUACUUCAGGAUCCAGAGUCAGGUCAAGAAUGUGCUGGAGCUGGCGCUCUAUGAUAAGGAUGUGGUUACUCAAGAUGACCACCUCUUCACAGUGUAUUUUGAUAUAGCCAAACUUUCCCUGGGAGAGCAAGUCUUCAUGCACUUCAAGUGCGAUUCACAGAGACAACAGGAGCUAGAGGUGGGAUUUGCAUUGGAUAAUAUUUCAGGCCCUCCUGAAACUAUCAUUACUAAUGGAGUACUAGUGUCUCGCAAAAUCUGCUGCUUGGAAGUCCAGGUGGUCGAGAAGAAGAAGAAGAAAAAGGAGAAGAAAUCUUUAUCAAAGAAACAAUUCUCCUUUAAAGUGCAAGGGUCUUAUGAGGGCACCCAAGACAUUAUGCUGGGAUCUGAUCUGGUCUUCAGCUCCUCCUCUCCUGCCAAAUUCCACUAUGCCAGAUACAAGCAGCCAACGCUGGAUGUUACGCUACCAAGAAAGAAACAACCUCCCUCCUUUCGCUCCCGUGUGUAUGAUACAGGCUCUCCAAACGUGGAACUUCAUUCCCUUCCAAGUGGAAAACACAUGAUCUUAGCAGAGGAUAGAGGAUUUGAUUUACAUGCGAAGGCAGAAGACUGCCCAGACCACCUUGACGUGCGUUUAGGGUUUGACCUCUGCAUGCAGGAGCAAGACUUUCUAUGCAAAAGGCAGAAGUACGUUGCUCCUGCUCUGAAGAAGGUCCUGCAGCUGGAACAGGAUCUGCUGGACCAUGAGACCCCAGUGGUGGCCAUCAUGAGUACAGGAGGAGGAAUGAGAUCUUUGACCGCACUGUAUGGCAGUCUGCGGGGGCUCAGGAAACUCAAUGUAUUGGACUGUGCCACGUACCUGACUGGCUUGUCUGGUACUACAUGGACCAUGUCAAACUUGUACAGAGAUGCUGACUGGUCACAAAAGGAUCUCAACAAGCAAAUCAGCGAGGCUCGAAAACAUAUGACAAAAUGCAAAAUAAAUUCCCUUUCCUUGGAGUAUUUGAAAUAUUACAAAAAGCAGCUGUAUCAACGGAAAAGAGAGGGCCACAAAACAUCUUUUAUAGAUCUCUGGGGGCUUGUCCUGGAAUCUUUGUUGCAUGAUGGGAAAGACAGCCAUAGACUCUCUGAUCAGCAACGCGCCAUUGAUCGUGGUCAGAACCCAUUGCCUAUCUAUACUGCAGUCAAUGUCAAGAACAACUAUAGCACUCUGGAUUUCAAAGAAUGGGUGGAGUUCACCCCUUAUGAGGUGGGAUUGCAAAAAUAUGGAGCUUUUGUUCGCGUUGAGGAUUUUGGCAGUGAGUUCUUCAUGGGUCGGUUGAUGAAGAAGGUCCCUGAAUCCCGGAUCUGCUUCUUAGAAGGCAUGUGGAGUAGUUUAUUUUCAUUGAAUGUGUUAUAUAUCUGGAAUUUGUCCCAUUCAUCAGAAGAUUUCUGGCACAGGUGGACCCAGGACAAAAUCGACAAUAUAGAGGAGGAACCCCUCCUACCGCUGAAGCCGCACAAGCUCAGGACCCGCCUGUUCACCCCUCCCGGCCCCCUCGGCAGCACUCUUCGCGGUGCUCUCACCAACCGCCUCUGCGUUGCCCAGGAGCACAACUUCCUAAAGGGUUUCCAGAUGCAUAAUGACUACCUGGAGAACAAGCACUUCUGCAGAUGGAAAGAUACUGUGUUAGACACAUUUCCCAACCAGCUGACACAAUCGGAGGAAUUCCUGUCUCUGGUAGAUACGGGAUUUUUCAUCAAUACAAGCGUCAUGCCACUUUUAAAACCAGAGAGAAAGGUGGAUGUCAUCCUGCAUUUAAAUUACAGUGCAGGAUCCCAGACACAGGCUCUGGACCAGACCUGCAAGUACUGCUCGGAGCAGGGAAUCCUUUUUCCCAGGGUGGACUUGAGUGAAGAAGACAGGAAAAACCUGAAGGAGUGUUACCUCUUUGAUGGUGCUGAGACUCCAGGGGCACCAGUACUGCUAUUUUUCCCACUAAUUAAUGAUACUUUCCAAAAAUACAAAGCACCAGGUCAGAAGCGCUCGGAGUCAGAGAUGGAAGAUGGCAAAGUUGAUCUCUAUGGCCGCUGUUCCCCUUAUUCAACAUAUUCAGUUCAAUACACUGAGAAGGCGUAUGACCGUCUGGUUCAGCUGGGUGAAUACAACAUCCUGAAUAACGAAGACCUCAUUACGCAGGCCUUGCACACAGCAGUGGCACGGAAAAGGCAGAAAAAGAAAUAA